AUGGAAGCCUGGGCAGUGGUUGAGCACGGAAAGCCGCUGGAGAAGAUCCAGCGGUCAAUUCCUGAACCUCAAGGAACGGAAGUCCUGGUCAAAGUUACGCACUGUGGUGUGUGUCAUUCCGACCUACAUUUUUGGGAAGGCUCCUAUGAUCUUGGAGGAGGUCACCGGUUCAACAUCAGCGAUCGUGGUGUCAAACUGCCCCGGGCUGUGGGACAUGAAAUUGCAGGUGUCGUCGCUAAGUUAGGUCCUGACGUAGAGGGCGUGGCCAAAGGCGACCGCCGUAUCGUCUACCCGUGGGUUGGGUGCGGGAAAUGCAGAAGGUGUCAGCAAGAGCAGGACAAUCUCUGUGCGGCACAGCGAAGCCUCGGCGUCGCCCAAGACGGCGGCUUUGCAUCCUAUGUUUUGGUGCCUCAUGCAAAGUACCUGGUGGAUGUGGGCGACGUCGACUUGGCCGUGGCCUGUACAUUUGGCUGUUCUGGAAUCACUGUCCUGAGCGCAAUCCAGAAAGUUAUGCCACUCGAUGCGGACGAUGCAAUCAUCCUCAUUGGCGCAGGUGGUCUUGGGCUGGCCGCCAUAUCGAUGCUCCUCGGCCUAGGCCACCGGAACAUCAUCAGCCUCGACAUCAGGGAAGAAAAGCGUCAGGCGGCGCGAGAGGCAGGUGCGAAGGUCGUGGUCGACAGUACUGCUUCCGAUGCUGCAGCUCAGGUGUCUACUGCUGCGGGAGGACCGAUCUACGGGAUUCUCGACUUUGUCAACAAUUCGGCGACCGCGCUUUUGGCAAUGAACUUGUUGGGCAAAGGAGGCCGCAUGGUGCAGGUGGGUGUUUUGGGGGGAGAACUGAAAUUGUCCUUAGUGGGCAUGAUUUUCAAGGCAGCCACAAUCUCGUUCAACAACACGGGCAAUCUAUCUCAUCUACGCCAAGUAGCUCGACUGGCUACUGAAGGGAAACUGAGGCCACUUCCCGUCACGAAAAUUCCUGCAGACCAAGCAAACGCAGCCUUGACGGCCUUGCAAGAAGGGAAAGUGGUCGGUCGUCUAGUUUUGACCUACACCUAA
Cladophialophora psammophila CBS 110553 is the source of this 1056-nucleotide messenger RNA. RefSeq lists its product as uncharacterized. Bases 1 to 1056 code for a protein of 351 amino acids. Lineage: Eukaryota; Fungi; Ascomycota; Eurotiomycetes; Chaetothyriales; Herpotrichiellaceae. Gene Ontology annotation, molecular function: oxidoreductase activity; zinc ion binding. The record is from RefSeq and is a predicted model, not a curated record. The transcript has a single exon.